Messenger RNA from Olea europaea var. sylvestris, 564 nucleotides. Its product is annotated as plant cysteine oxidase 5-like. NCBI's taxonomy places the organism in Eukaryota, Viridiplantae, Streptophyta, Magnoliopsida, Lamiales, Oleaceae. Gene Ontology annotation, molecular function: oxidoreductase activity, acting on single donors with incorporation of molecular oxygen, incorporation of two atoms of oxygen. The transcript has 2 exons. The annotation marks the transcript as partial. The record is from RefSeq and is a predicted model, not a curated record.
UGUCCGUUAACAUUGUAUUUUCUUUUGGUCUCAGACAAAAUCAAGCCUGCUGAUGUAGGUCUUGAGCAAGAAGAAAAACAAGUUCGUGGGUGGAAAGAUUCCUCGAAUGAACGCAAUGGUGGGGGGCGUCGAUCACUGCCGCCAAUCAAAUACCUGCACCUGCAUGAAUGUGAUAGCUUCUCUAUGGGAAUAUUUUGCAUGCCACCUUCAUCUAUCCUUCCUCUUCACAAUCAUCCUGGGAUGACAGUGUUUGGUAAGCUGCUAUAUGGUUCAUUACAUGUAAAAUCCUACGACUGGAUUGACAUACCUGAGCCAUCUGACCCAUCUCAAGGUGAGCUGUUAAAUGUUAUUCAGCUAUUGGUGUAUUCUCUCUUCCUCGUGUUUGAGGUAAAUUUGCCUAAUUUAAAGUUCUCUAUAUUCGUGUCUCCUCCAACACCCUGUCUCACAUAGGUAGGAGCUUUGUGAGUGGUUUACAAGGAUAUUAGGUAGCUUUAGCUAUUGUCCAAAUUCAUGUUUCUGAAGGUAGUAAUCUUCUCUGUGUUGUCUUGGUUGGUGCUAACCACU